This is a messenger RNA of Rubroshorea leprosula, 1094 nucleotides long. Lineage: Eukaryota; Viridiplantae; Streptophyta; Magnoliopsida; Malvales; Dipterocarpaceae. The record is from the annotation of a GenBank genome assembly.
UCAAGGAAAUUAAAAGUAAAUAUCCUGUGUCGUUUGUAGGGACAAGGAUUGGGAACACACAGAACCCCCCAUCUGUCCUCGGAAAGAUAAGGUUAUGUGGGCAUGAACUAAUAAACACAUUCAUACUUAGUUGCAUUUUUUCAAAAGAAAAAAAGAAGUCGGAAAUGGCAGAAGCCAGGCAUUUGGUAAGAAACAUCAACCAAAUUCCAAAAUCAUUAAUCCAAGCAAAGCAGAAAUCCCAUAAGCUGCACUCUCAGACUCUGAGAACGAGACAUUCUUCUGCUCCCAGAAAGCAAGACUUCUCUCUGAUUACGAAGAAAGCGUCGAGGAGUCCUCGUCGUUUAAUCUCGAUAUCCACGAAGGAUGGGAGAUGGGAUGGAGACUGGAGCUGUGACUUCCUCAUCUCUCUCAAAGACCUCCGCUUAAGUGACUUGGUUGAAGAUGAACAUAAAAAUGCUCAAGUUUCUAUUAAUCUCCGCAUCCAAAAGCAUGCAAGUUUUGGUCUGUCUGUGGAUGGAAGGAUCAUUACCUCCUUCACAAGAAAAUGCAGCUACUGUUCUUCCCCAUAUUGCAGAGAGAUUGAUACCAACUUCAAUGUUUGGGUUCUAUCCUCAAGUAGGGACAAUGAUGCUGCCCAAUUACCUGAAAUUGGUGGCGAUGAUCCUUCAUUAAGUCACUAAACUCUCUCAUUUUUCUUUUCUUUUCCUUUUUACAUUUAUUUUCUUGUUUGAACGAAAAUGACAUGUUUUUUACAUGUAUAAUAACUAGUGAAAUUCUUAUUUUUCAGUUCGAACUUACUUUUAUAAUUUUUAUUGUUAGUUUGAAUUGAAAAGAAUUUUCCCAUAACAAGUUCACUAACAAGGAAUAAUGCAUCGGACUCUACAGGUUAUCUAUGUGAAACCAGGUAAUGAAGCAAACCUUGAUUCAUUGAUACAGGACACGAUCCGGCUUGCAACCUUUACCAGGGACACUUGCUCAGAGACAUGUGAGAAAUCUGAACCUAUCGUGCAAUAUGUUGGAAGACAGAAUGUUGCUUCACUUGAGAAGAGAUGGUAUAGACUUCUUGAGCUGAGGAAUACAAUAUAAGAUAAAGC